CAGUUUUAUUUCAUUCGUCACAAUGAACGGUCACAAUUUGCUUUUAGUUUAUUUUCUUUUGGGUUUUGUUCAAGUUCAAGGUGGAAAUAUUUUAUUUUUGAGUCCAGUACCAUCACCAAGUCAUCAUAUCUUUAACCGCGUAUUAGGAGUGGGUCUUGCUGAGAAAGGUCAUAACGUAACAUUCUUAUCAGCAGAUUUAGAUAAGAGACCAAUACCUAAUCUUCAUUAUGUGCACCUUGAAAAAACUUAUGAGACUAUAAAAGCGGGACAAGAAGAGAUUGAUAUUUUGGCAUUUGCAGAAUUAACAGCAUAUCAAUAUUUAUUUGUAGCCGCAGAUUACUUUGAAUUAGUUUGUACAGGAAAUUUAGCAUCAAAAGGCAUUGAUGAGUUGCUUAAUUAUCCAAAGGACUUUAAGUUCGAUGUUGUUAUUUAUGAUUUCACUUUUGGACCAUGUGUACUCCCAUUGCUUGCAAGAUUCAACUACCCGGUGUUGAUUUCUAUAACAGCAUUCAGCAACCCUCCUUAUACGACUGACCUUGUAGGAGGUCAAAAAUAUCCGGGAUAUCUUCCUCACUACAUGCUUAAUAUUGGUCCGAAGGAAAUGAAUUUGAUGGACCGGAUCAACAAUCAUUUUCUGUUUAUUGUUGAUUGGAUGACUCGUAGAUUUUCCGCAAACACUAAAAUGGAGAAAUUAGCGAGGGAAAAGUUUUCAUUUGAUUUUCCAUCAAUGUCAGCUUUACAGGAAAGAACGGCUUUAAUAUUUGUUAACUCUGAUAACUCGUUUGACCUUGUGGAGCCGUUGGAACCAAACAUGAUUCAAAUUGGAGGUAUGCAGAUAACGCCCCCAAAACCUAUUGCGAAGGAUCUUGAAGAUUUUAUAUCGAGAGGUAAAAAAGGAACAGUUUUGAUGUCUUUGGGGACGAACGUUAAAUCAAAUAUGCUUGGCAAUGAACAUCAAAAACGAAAUUUAAACAAAGCUUUACGAUCGGGGAUGGCAGUGAAAGUUGACUUUACUGAUUUUACUUUAGAAAAUUUCAAAUCAAAGAUCAACACAGUUCUUGAAGAUUCAAAAUAUUCACAAAAAGCUUUACAUAUAUCUAAAUUAUUUAGAGAUAAGCCGCAAAAACCAUUAGAUGUCGCAAUUUGGUGGACUGAGUUUGCGAUGAGAAAUCCAAACCUCGAUCAUAUGAGAUCAAAAACUUUGACUUCAGGAUGGUUUGUAUCAAGAUCCUAUGACGUCAUUUUACUUUUUAUUGUUUUACUUCAUUUGUUUGUUUUUGCAAUAAAAAAAGUGGUGACAUUCAUGAGAUGUAAAUCAAAUAAAAAAACUAAGAAAGAAUGA
This is a messenger RNA of Clunio marinus, 1342 nucleotides long. NCBI's taxonomy places the organism in Eukaryota, Metazoa, Arthropoda, Insecta, Diptera, Chironomidae. The record is from the annotation of a GenBank genome assembly.